Histoplasma capsulatum G186AR is the source of this 573-nucleotide messenger RNA. RefSeq lists its product as uncharacterized. NCBI's taxonomy places the organism in Eukaryota, Fungi, Ascomycota, Eurotiomycetes, Onygenales, Ajellomycetaceae. The transcript is spliced from 3 exons. The coding region runs from base 1 to 573 and encodes 190 amino acids. The record is from RefSeq and is a predicted model, not a curated record.
AUGCCCACGUCAGUAGUUGCAACAACUCGAGUGGAUCAGAGCGAGCAAGGCCCAUCGUCAUCCAGGCAUGAUGUGUCAAAAUUCUUCGACCGCCCGUUGUCACAGACGAAAGUUGCAACUAUCCUCAAUUUGUCGGUUGCUGCAAACAGGAGCUCUCCCCCCAGAGAGCAAAGCCCGGAGGUUGAACUUACACCAGUGAUUUUUCGAUAUCUCGGCCCCAGGAUAAGAGCGAAAAUCCUUCUAGAAGUAUUUUCGAAGCGGGAACGGGGAGACGGCCAAGUUCCAACUCCUCGAGCUAGGAGAACUAGGAGACUGGGCGGGGUCAGGGGACACGGCGUGCUCAAUACCAGGCCAGCAGGGAAGCGAGUUUCAUCUGAGCCGCUUCUGCAUGCGCUACGCAAGUACUGGUACCCAGGAGAUACUCCGCACAUGAGCACCACCAGAAACUGCCUGAUGCGACCAUGGCUGGUUUCGGUCACAAAAACCAUGAUUACCAUCGGUCAUCGCAACGCCGACGUGGCCGUCGUUUUGGGUGGGCGCGCGGGCAUAUUCGGUGCUCUUGUCGUUGCUUGA